This is a messenger RNA of Chrysochloris asiatica (Cape golden mole), 3708 nucleotides long. RefSeq names its product leucyl-tRNA synthetase (gene LARS1). The transcript has 31 exons. Gene Ontology annotation, biological process: leucyl-tRNA aminoacylation. The record is from RefSeq and is a predicted model, not a curated record. Gene Ontology annotation, molecular function: ATP binding; leucine-tRNA ligase activity; aminoacyl-tRNA deacylase activity. Bases 151 to 3519 code for a protein of 1122 amino acids. NCBI's taxonomy places the organism in Eukaryota, Metazoa, Chordata, Mammalia, Afrosoricida, Chrysochloridae.
AAAGGUACAGCCAAAGUAGACUUUUUGAAGAAGAUUGAAGAAGAAAUCCAACAGAAAUGGGAUACUGAGAAAGUGUUUGAGGUUAAUGCAUCUAAUUUUGAGAAGCAGACCAGUAGGAGCAAGUACUUUGUAACCUUCCCAUAUCCAUAUAUGAAUGGACGUCUUCAUUUGGGACACACAUUUUCUUUAUCCAAAUGUGAGUUUGCAGUAGGAUACCAGAGAUUGAAAGGAAAAAGUUGUUUGUUUCCUUUUGGCUUACACUGUACUGGAAUGCCUAUUAAGGCAUGUGCUGAUAAGUUGAAAAGAGAAAUAGAGCUGUAUGGUUGUCCCCCUGAAUUUCCAGAUGAAGAAGAGGAAGAAGAAGAUACCAGUGUUAAAACAGAAGAUGUAGUAAUUAAAGAUAAAGCUAAAGGAAAAAAGAGUAAAGCUACUGCUAAAGCUGGAUCUUCUAAGUACCAGUGGAGUAUUAUGAAAUCCCUUGGUCUGUCUGAUGAGGAGAUUGUAAACUUUUCUGACGCAGAGCAUUGGCUUGAGUAUUUCCCGCCACUGGCUGUGCAGGAUCUGAAGAGAAUGGGUUUGAAGGUAGACUGGCGUCGUUCUUUUAUCACCACUGAUGUGAACCCUUACUAUGAUUCGUUUGUCAGGUGGCAGUUUUUAACCCUAAGAGAAAGGAACAAGAUUAAAUUUGGGAAGCGUUACACCAUUUAUUCUCCAAAAGAUGGACAGCCUUGUAUGGAUCAUGACAGACAAACUGGAGAGGGUGUGGGACCUCAGGAAUAUACUUUAAUCAAAAUGAAAGUGCUUGAGCCGUACCCAUCCAAAUUAAGUGGCCUGAAAGGGAAGAAUAUCUUUUUGGUAGCUGCUACUCUCAGGCCUGAGACCAUGUUUGGACAGACAAACUGUUGGGUUCGCCCUGAUAUGAAGUACAUUGGAUUUGAAACUGUGACUGGUGAUAUAUUCAUUUGUACCCAACGAGCUGCCAGGAAUAUGUCAUACCAGGGCUUUACUAAAGACAAUGGAGUGGUGCCUGUUGUUAAGGAAUUAAUGGGAGAGGAAGUUCUUGGGGCAUCCCUUUCUGCACCUUUAACAUCCUAUAAGGUGGUCUAUGUCCUCCCAAUGCUCACUAUUAAGGAGGAUAAAGGCACUGGUGUGGUCACAAGUGUUCCUUCUGACUCUCCCGAUGAUAUUACUGCUCUUAGAGACUUGAAGAAAAAGCAAGCCUUAAGAGCAAAGUAUGGAAUUAGAGAUGACAUGGUCUUGCCAUUUGAACCGGUACCAAUCAUUGAGAUCCCAGGUUUCGGAAAUCUAUCUGCUGUAACCAUUUGUGAUGAGUUGAAAAUUCAGAGCCAGAAUGACCGAGAAAAGCUGGUAGAAGCAAAGGAGAAGUUGUACCUAAAAGGAUUUUAUGAUGGUGUAAUGUUGGUGGAUGGCUUUAAAGGCCAGAAGGUCCAAGAUGUCAAGAAGACUAUUCAGAAAAAGAUGAUUGACUCUGGAGAUGCCUUCAUUUACAUGGAACCAGAGAAACAAGUGAUGUCCCGGUCUUCAGAUGAAUGUGUCGUGGCCCUGUGUGACCAGUGGUACUUGGAUUAUGGAGAAGAGAGCUGGAAAAAGCAAACAUCCCAGUGCUUGAAGAACUUGGAAACAUUCUGUGAGGAGACCAGGAAAAAUUUUGAAGCUACCUUAGAUUGGCUACAAGAACAUGCUUGCUCGAGAACUUAUGGUUUAGGCACUCGUCUGCCUUGGGAUGAGCAGUGGCUGAUUGAAUCACUUUCGGAUUCCACUAUUUACAUGGCGUUUUACACAGUGGCACACCUCUUGCAGGGCGGUAACUUGCGUGGACAGGGAGAGUCUCCACUGGGCAUCAGACCCCAACAGAUGACUAAGGAAGUUUGGGAUUAUGUUUUCUUCAAGGAAGCUCCAUUUCCUAAGACUCUGAUCCCAAAGGAAAAAUUAGAUCAGUUAAAGCAGGAGUUUGAAUUCUGGUAUCCUGUGGAUCUUCGAGUCUCUGGCAAGGAUCUUGUUCCAAAUCAUCUUUCAUAUUACCUUUAUAAUCAUGUAGCAAUGUGGCCAGAUCACAGUAACAAGUGGCCCGCAGCUGUUAGAGCAAAUGGACAUCUCCUCCUGAACUCAGAAAAGAUGUCGAAAUCCACAGGCAACUUUCUCACUUUGACCCAAGCUAUCAAUAAAUUUUCAGCUGAUGGAAUGCGCCUGGCUCUGGCUGAUGCUGGUGACACUGUUGAAGAUGCCAACUUUGUGGAAGCCAUGGCAGAUGCUGGUAUUCUCCGUCUGUACACUUGGGUGGAAUGGGUGAAAGAAAUGGUUGCCAACUGGGGUAGCCUAAGAAGUGGUUCUGCCAAUACUUUCAAUGAUAGAGUCUUUGCCAGUGAAAUGAAUGCAGGAAUUAUUAAAACAGAUCAAAACUAUGAAAAGAUGAUGUUUAAAGACGCUUUGAAAACAGGCUUUUUUGAGUUUCAGGCUGCGAAAGAUAAGUACCGUGAAUUGGCCAUAGAAGGCAUGCACAGAGAACUCGUGUUCAGGUUUAUUGAAGUUCAGACGCUUCUUUUGGCACCUUUCUGUCCACAUUUGUGUGAGCAUAUCUGGACACUCCUUGGAAAGGCUGGCUCAAUUAUGAAUGCAUCCUGGCCUGUGGCGGGCCCUGUGGAUGAAGCCUUGAUACGGUCCUCCCAGUAUCUCAUGGAAGUAGCACAUGACCUCAGAUUGCGACUCAAAAACUAUAUGAUGCCAGCUAAAGGAAAGAAGACUGACAAGCAGCCGCCACAGAAGCCUUCACAUUGUACCAUUUAUGUGGCUAAGAACUACCCAUCUUGGCAACAUACAACUCUGUCAGCUCUACGUAAGCACUUUGAGGCCAACAGUGGAAAAUUGCCUGAUAACAAAGUCAUUGCUAGUGAACUAGGCAGUUUGCCAGAAUUGAAGAAAUAUAUGAAGAAAGUGAUGCCAUUUGUCGCCAUGAUUAAGGAAAAUCUGGAGAAGAUGGGACCACGGGUUCUGGAUUUGCAAUUGGAAUUUGAUGAACAGGCAGUGCUCUUGGAGAAUAUAGUCUACCUGACAAAUUCUCUUGAGCUAGAGCACAUCGAAGUCAAGUUUGCCUCAGAAGCAGAAGAUAAAAUCAGGGAAGACUGCUGUCCAGGGAAACCACUUAAUGUGUUUAGAACAGAACCUGGUGUGUUAGUUUCCAUAUUGAAUCCUCAGCCAUCUAAUGGUCAUUUCUCAACCAAAAUUGACAUCAGGCAAGGCGAUAAUCGCGAUUCCAUAAUCAGGCGUUUAAUGAAAAUGGAUCGAGGAAUCAAAGACCUUUCCAAAGUAAAACUGAUGAGAUUUGAUGAUCCACUGUUGGGACCUCGGCGAAUUCCCAUCUUGGGAAAAGAGUACUCUGAGAAGACUCCUAUAUCUGAGCAUGCUGUUUUCCAUGUGGACCUCAUGAGCAAGAAAAUACAUCUCACUGAAAAUGGGCUACAGGCUGAUAUUGGCGAUACAAUUAUCUAUCUGGUUAAUUAAACUCCAGCAGAUUGGAGAUUUCCUGGUUUCUGGUAAUAGUUCUACUCUGAUUGUGCCUACGGUCUGGCUAAAAGAACCUUAGGUGGGACCUAAAUAGAUUUCCUGUCUAACCACCAAAUUCUGCAUAUAAUCAUAAUUAUAUAAAGUCAUCUUUGAUUCUUAAAUUUAAUAAAAAAUAUUCCCUCUUUC